CCCAUUCAGCCUUUCUUGGCCCGAUCGCCCUCAGCACGGAUUCCCGAUUCCUUCUUGGUCCUCCUACGCCAGGUUUCGGAUUCUUUCCUUCUCAACGCUCCGGGAUUGGGGAUUCCGCUUCUCUCCAGGUCCUCCCGGACACAGGUUUCUUCCAUCCUCCUCCUCGCCCCGCCUCCGGCUGGCUUCCGCUUCCCUUUUCCUUAUUUCCCCAACCAGGUUUCCAGUUUCUUCCUCGGCUGGGGCUCUGGUUCAACCCAGGACUCCACCUCGCUCUUCGGCGUCUGAAGGGCCGUCCGUGGCAACCGUCCUUCGCCCAGGAGGAGCGACCCGCGCACCCUGUAACUCCCAGGACUUUCCCGGGGGUGGCGCGGACUUUGCUACCGUUGCCCUCCCGGCUGCGCUCGAAAACCGGGACAGUUUCAGUGUUGGACUACGUUUCCCACAGGCCCCAGGGACACGAAUGAACUUCGACUUUUGGUUCCCCUUCCGGUAUCAUCGUGGUUAUUGGAGUAUGCCUGUUCUGCAAGAGAAGCCCCCUGAAGUGGAGGAGAGCGUUGCCACUUAAAAGCCUGUUCAAGUUUUGACAGAGGAACAUGUCAACAGAGUUCCUCACGCUGUCAUGGCAGAAAUGGAAUUCCCAGACCAAUUCUUCACAGUUCUAAGCAUGGACCAUGAGUUGGUGACAUUCAGGGAUGUGGUCAUCACCUUCUCUCCAGAGGAAUGGGAAUAUCUGGAUUCAGCUCAGAGGAACUUGUAUUGGGAUGUGAUGAUGGAGAACUAUAGCAACUUGGUCUCACUGGAUUUGGAUUCCAACUAUGACAAGAAGUGUUCAUCUACUAGAAAGGACAUCACUGAAAACAGUGGGUCUCAGUGCAAAGUAACAGAAAGUAAAUUCAUUGGUCUUGAGAGCUUUAUUUUCAGAAAUGACCAGCAAAGCAAAGGCAAGUCUGAAGUACAAAGAUCUGAAGUGGGAUAUUUCAGUCAAAUGAAAAUCAACUCUGAAAAGGUGCCCAAUAACAAGUCUGUUAUAUCACAUCAGACAACUCAUAAUAGCAAAAACCCCCAUGCAUAUAAGGAAUAUGGGAAGGUCCUUAGCUUUGACUUAAAUUUUGGUGAGUAUGAGAGAAUACACACUGGUGAGAAGACAUAUCAAUAUAAUGCAUAUUGGAAGACCUUUGGCGAUGACCCACAUACCCUACAACUGAAAAUACAUAGUGGUGUGAAACCUUGUAAAUAUAUGGAAUCUGAGAAUGCAUUUAGUUUUUAUGAAGACCUUAGUAUACAGAAAAUGCAUGAUGAUCAGAAGUGCUAUAAAUGUAAGAAAUAUGAAAGGACCAUUAGAAGAGUUGAAGAAAUACCUCCACUUCAAGUAAUUCAUGAUGCUGAGAAACCCUAUGAAUGCACUUUCUGUAGUAAAUCCUUUAGAGUUCAUACACAACUUACUCGACACCAGAAAAUCCAUACUGAUGAGAAACCUUACAAAUGUAUGGAAUGUGGCAAGGACUUUAGGUUCCAUUCACAGCUAACUGAACAUCAAAGAAUUCAUACUGGUGAGAAACCAUACAAAUGUAUACAGUGUGAGAAAGUCUUCAGAAUUAGUUCACAGCUUAUUGAACAUCAGAGAAUUCAUACAGGUGAGAAGCCUUAUGCAUGUAAAGAAUGUGGGAAGACCUUUGGAGUCUGUAGAGAACUUGCUCGACAUCAGAGAAUUCAUACCGGAAAGAAACCCUAUGAAUGCAAGGCAUGUGGAAAGGUCUUUAGAAACAGUUCAUCGCUGACUAGACAUCAGAGAAUUCAUACUGGUGAGAAACCCUAUAAAUGCAAGGAAUGUGGGAAAGCUUUUGGAGUAGGCAGUGAACUUACUCGACAUCAGAGAAUUCACAGUGGUCAGAAACCUUAUGAAUGUAAAGAGUGUGGAAAGUUUUUUAGACUUACUUCAGCACUUAUACAACAUCAGAGGAUUCACAGUGGUGAAAAACCUUACGAAUGUAAGGUGUGUGGGAAGGCUUUCAGACAUAGUUCAGCCCUUACUGAGCAUCAGAGAAUUCAUACUGGAGAGAAACCUUAUGAAUGCAAGGCCUGUGGGAAGGCCUUUAGACACAGUUCCUCCUUUACAAAACAUCAGAGAAUUCAUACUGGUAAGAAACCCUAUGAAUGUAAGGAAUGCGGGAGUGCCUUUACACAGAAUUCAGAUCUCCUUCAGCAUGAUCAGAUUCAUAGUAGAGAGAAACCUCAUGAAUGCAAUGAGUGUGGAAAAACCUUUAGCCUGAAGCAAAACCUCAUAGAACAUAAAAAAAUGCAUACUGGAGAAAAAUCACAUGAAUGUACUGAAUGUGGUAAAGUAUUCUCUCGAGUCUCAUCCCUUACUCUACAUUUGAGAAGUCAUACAGGAAAGAAACCAUAUAAAUGUAAUAAAUGUGGAAAAGCCUUCACUUCUAUUCAGAUGCCAGGUCUCAUUAAACAUCAGAGAAAUAAUACUGGAAACAAACCCUAUGCAUGUAAGGAAUGUGGAAAAGCCUUCAGUGGCAAAUCCUAUCUCACUGAGCAUGAGAAAAUUCAUACGGGAGAGAAACCAUUUGAAUGUAAUCAAUGUGGAAGAGCCUUCAGCCAGAAGCAAUACCUCAUUAAACAUCAGAAUAUCCACAGUGGAAAGAAACCCUUUAAAUGUAACGAAUGUGGAAAAGCCUUUAGCCAGAAGGAAAACCUCAUCAUCCAUCAAAGAAUACAUACUGGAGAGAAACCAUAUGAAUGCAAAGGGUGUGGGAAAGCUUUCAUUCAGAAGUCUAGCCUCAUUAGACACCAGAGAAGUCAUACAGGAGAGAAACCCUAUAUAUGUAAAGAAUGUGGGAAAGCCUUCAGUGGCAAAUCAAAUCUCACUGAGCAUGAGAAAAUUCAUAUUGGAGAGAAACCCUAUAAAUGUAAUGAAUGUGGAACAAUCUUUAGGCAGAAGCAAUACCUCAUUAAACAUCACAAUAUUCAUACAGGAGAGAAACCUUAUGAAUGUAAUAAAUGUGGAAAAGCCUUCUCUCGAAUCACAUCACUCAUUGUACAUGUGAGAAUUCAUACGGGUGAUAAACCUUAUGAAUGUAAAAUAUGUGGGAAAGCCUUCUGUCAAAGCUCAUCUCUUACUGUUCAUAUGAGAAGCCAUACAGGUGAGAAGCCCUAUGGUUGCAAUGAAUGUGGGAAAGCCUUCUCUCAGUUCUCAACUCUUGCUCUGCAUAUGAGAAUCCACACUGGAGAAAAACCUUACCAGUGUAGUGAAUGUGGGAAAGCUUUUAGCCAGAAGUCACAUCAUAUUAGACACCAGAGAAUCCAUACUCACUAAAAGCUCUACGAAUGCCUUGAAUUUAGGAAAACUUUCAUCAGAACUCACACUUUAAUGGUAUACUGAAAAUUUGUUUUACAAUAAAGCGACGUGAAUGUGGAAAAUACUUCAACAACUCAAAAUUUAAAUACUAACAAUUUUAGUAAGUAUCGUAAUAUCAUGAAAACCUCUAUUCCCAGAACUCCCACAACAGACACUGUUAAUGUUGUACUUUUAGGAGCGAUCUCAUUAAGUACGGAUCCAGUCAUGAGCACUAAGCAACAUGGUUCUGGAAGGCCUCCCUGAUGCAUGAAGAGGUAUAAAGAUUUGACACUGAGAGACAAAAUUGUCAUUUUAAAAGUGUUUCACUACAUGUGUAAUCAGAAUUAUUUGUUCUUAAUUCAUUUGUAGAAAACAGAGAUUGGGAUAGAAUAUUGUAUUCAGAAACAUGCAUGUAUUUAUAGGGAACUGUUAAUUGAUAGAGGUGGUUUCAAGGUUGGUAGGGAAACGAAAUCAUGGAUGAUUCAAAAAAUGGUCUCAGGGUAACGGACUCUUCAUGUGGGAAAAUAAUAGAUCUCUGCUGUGGUAAUACAUUAAAGUAUUUAUUAUGAAAUCCAAAAGUAUCGAAGACUAAAAUGCAAAAAGCAAAACUUCAUAAUAUAAGAAUUUUGUAGGAGAAUGUUUUAAAACUUUUGUGGAGUAGGAGGGAAUUUCUAAAAUAGAUUCCAGGAUACUCUCAAGUAUACAUGCAUAUCCCCAAGAAACCAAUACAUGUGUCUAGGGAGUCAUGUAUCUUUAUGUUGAAGCAUGAAUUACAUUAGCAAAAAAACUGGAAACAAAUGUCUAUUGCUUGUGAAAUGGAUAAAUAAAAUGUGUUAUAGGCACAUAGCAGAAUAUUCUCUAGUAGUUGAGUAUAACAGGUGAUAUAUAUUUAAAUAUAUUAACAGAGAAAGACCUGAAAAGUCAUGUAGAGUAAAAACAACGAAGGGAUAAAUAUAAUCAUAACUGUGAAUUUGAAUUAAAUCAACACUAGCAAACACUAGUAUUAAGUGUUGAUUAUGGAUAAACAUUUUUAUGUAAAACUAAAGAAUAGAUUGUAAAGAUACACACUCGAAUUCCCAAAGGUGGUUGCCUCUAGAAAGAAUGGUAGUGGAAAAGAAAUGGAACCAACCGUGGUAGUUAGAUACUUCAGUUUUGUAUCUAAACAUCUAUCAUAGGGGCGCCUGGGUGGCUCAGUUGGUUAAAUACCUAUCAUUAAAAAGAUUCUAAGUAAAUCUGACAAAAUGUUAGUUACCUCUG
Neogale vison (American mink) is the source of this 4603-nucleotide messenger RNA. Its product is annotated as zinc finger protein 260. Gene Ontology annotation, biological process: regulation of transcription by RNA polymerase II. The transcript has 8 exons. NCBI's taxonomy places the organism in Eukaryota, Metazoa, Chordata, Mammalia, Carnivora, Mustelidae. Bases 620 to 3325 code for a protein of 901 amino acids. Gene Ontology annotation, molecular function: RNA polymerase II cis-regulatory region sequence-specific DNA binding; DNA-binding transcription factor activity, RNA polymerase II-specific. The record is from RefSeq and is a predicted model, not a curated record.